Dracunculus medinensis (Guinea worm) is the source of this 1287-nucleotide messenger RNA. NCBI's taxonomy places the organism in Eukaryota, Metazoa, Nematoda, Chromadorea, Rhabditida, Dracunculidae. The record is from the annotation of a GenBank genome assembly.
AUGACAAUUGCUGCAUUUCGUUUUUCACGUUUUAUAAAUGUUGUUAGACAUUUGAGUGGAGCAAUUGCAAGCAAGCCUCGCGCUGAACACAAUCAUUUGCCUCCGCCACCAAUCACGCAAUUAAGCGAAGCGGAACUUGUUCUUAAGAAGACUGUGAAAAAAUUCGGUGAUGAUGUGAUAAAGCCGCUCGUGGCGAAGAUGGACGCAGAUUCGUCAAUGGAUCAAAAAGUCAUUGAUGGUUUAUUUCAUAAUGGUUUUAUGGGUAUCGAGGUGCCACAUGAUUAUGACGGACCCGGUGCAACUUUUUUUGACGCUAUUCUCAUUGUAGAGGAACUGGCGAAGGUUGAUCCUUCUGUAUCUGUUCUUUGCGAUGUUCACAACACUCUUGUUGUACCACUAAUUUUACAAUAUGGAACUGAUAGACAAAAAUCGAAAUAUCUACCGAGGGUACAUAAAGAUUGGAUUGGUUCAUUUUGCCUUUCGGAACCAAAUUCUGGUUCUGAUGCAUUCGCCAUGAAAUCGGUUGCUGUUCGUGAUGGUGAUGAUUACGUUAUUACGGGUAAUAAAAGUUGGAUUACAAAUUCUCAAGAAGCCAGUUUUUUUCUAGUAUUUGCGAAUGCAGAUAUUGCUAAAGGAUAUAAGGGCAUCACAGCUUUUCUUGUUGAUCGAAACGAAAAAGGUGUUGAAGUUGGGCGCAAAGAAGAUAAAUUGGGAAUUCGUGCAAGUAGUACAUGCCCAAUACAUUUUGACAGCGUUCGAGUUCAUAAGGACAUGGUACUCGGUGAAGUUGGAAAAGAAAAUAUUUUAAACAAACAACUUGAAGGAUAUAAAAUGGCUAUAGAAUGCCUUAAUGAAGGACGAAUUGGUAUUGGUGCUCAAAUGAUUGGCCUUUCUCAAGGCUGUUUCGACGCCACAAUACCAUAUCUUCAAGAACGAAAACAAUUCGGCAAGCGGAUCAUAGACUUUCAGGGAAUCCAACAUCAGAUUUCGGAAAUAGCGACUCAGAUUGAAGCAGGUCGAUUAUUGGUUUAUAAUGCAACUCGAAUGAAAGAACAAGGAAUUGAUUUCAUCAAGGAAGCAGCAAUGGCAAAGUGGUAUAGUUCUGUGGUAGCAGCAAAUACAACAGCCAAAUGCAUUGAAUGGAUGGGAGGUGUUGGUUUUACGAAGCAAUUACCUGUUGAAAAAUUCUAUCGAGAUUGCAAAAUCGGUGCAAUUUAUGAAGGAACAUCAAAUAUUCAACUGAAUACAAUCGCAAAAUUAAUCGACAUUGAUUACAAACAUCAUUGA